AUGUCGACUAGGGGUUCACCUUCUCAACCAGAGAGAUCUGAGGCUGAGUAUGCUACUGCAUCAGAAGAAGGAUUGGGUUCAAACUCAAAUGUUGAUCCAUUACAACCGCAAGAGGACAUCUCAAUACCGAUGGAACCUCGAGGUUUAUUCUUCAAGCAAAGCGAGUAUCGGUUAUACCCGAAGCUUCAAUCAAGGUGUGAAACCUUUAAUUUCAUGGAAGUCUUCAAGAGGCUUGAUAUCUCAGAGAGAAACUGGUUUGAGAACCACCCACAAUUCAAGCAUAUUGUCUACAUGUUUAUCCAGAAGAAUAGAAUGUUAAUGGGAAUGUGGAUGUUGCUUCUCCGAACAGCAGUGACAGACAAGCAGCGGCAGUGUUGGUUUGUUGUGAAUGGUGUGCCUGUUCGGUAUUCAAUCAGAGAACACGGCCUUCUUUCAAGAUUAUUCUGCCACCAUUAUCCAGCCGACUAUGAGCAGUUAGGGAGUAUGUAUUUUGUGGAGGAGCAGUUUGGAAAGACUAAUAUUGAGGUGAAAGAGGUGCGUGAGAAGCUGGAAUCAAUGGAUUUCAUUGAAGGUGGUACUGAUCGGUUGAAGAUGGUUGUACUUUUCUUCUUAGCAACUGUCAUCAAAGGAAAGUCCAAGAAAUAUGGUGGAUCCAUAGACCCAUUCAUUCUCCAAGUGGUGGAUGAUCUGGAUCUGUGUGAAACGUUUCCCUGGGAUCGUUUCACUUUUGAUGACGUCUUAGCUGAGGUUGCACAUCUGGUGGAUCAUUUUGGAGGAUCUGUUCAAGGGAAUUGGACUUUUCCGGGGUUCAUAUUGCCUUUAGAGAUUUUGGCGUUUGAAUCUAUCCCGGUUCUAAAAGCAGCAUUUCAAGAAAAAGUUGGGAAUGCAGAUGGUGAUUGUCCAAAAAUGUGCAAGUGGAAGUUUAAGAGAAUAGGCAAAACAGGAUUUUCUUUAGCUGAUAUUUAUGAAGUGCUUGGAGAUGCAAAGGAUAUUAUUAGUAUCUUGGUACCUGAAGAUGGAGAAGCCAAACUCUUGCUUGACAUCCUAGCCGAGCAUGUAUGUGAUGACUUCGAAGUAGGAGAGGAUGAUGCUGUUUCUGACCCUGUUGUUGAUAGUUGGCACACGAUUUUAGUCCAACAAAAGAAGAAGAUACACUUGAAGGAUCUGUACCUAUUAGAUGUUAAAUCCCGAGAAGACCAGCCAUUGCCCAAACCGACAGAUACUGAAGCGGUAGGAAGUGAGGAUGUGUUGAAGAAGAUGGAAGAAGGGUUUAUAAAGAUUAACGAGAAAAUGGAAGAAAGGUUUAGGAAGAUUAAUGAGAAGGUUCAUGAGAUGGACACAAGACUGAAGUCUGUAGAAAUGAAAAUAGCUGAUCAAAGGAGAGAUUCAGAUUUUAUGGAUUUUCAGUAUGAAGAUGUGGGGAGAGUGUAUGAAACAGGUGGAGGAUCAAAUGCAAGAGGUGAUAAGGGUAUGGAGGAGACACCUGCAGAGGAGACUAGGGACGCACCUGCACCUGUACCUGCGGAGGAGACCAGGGACGCACCUGCACCUGUACCUGCGUAG
Molecule: messenger RNA, 1563 nt
Organism: Eutrema salsugineum
Lineage: Eukaryota; Viridiplantae; Streptophyta; Magnoliopsida; Brassicales; Brassicaceae
Exons: 5
Coding region: 1-1563 (520 amino acids)
Source: RefSeq, a predicted model, not a curated record